ACGCUACGAUUUGCAGAUAUCAUUGUGUGCCCAGCUACGACCCAGCGUCAGAAGAUGAAGCAGCCUGUCACCAUGCGACGGGCAAAGUACCACACAGCGUAUGAGUUCGGCUGGGAGAGAGGCAGAUACACUAACAAGUCGGCGGGGUGCACCGUCCUGCUCCGUUCACGAGUCUUCAGACGGUGCCAUGUGGUCGACGCCCGACACCCUCCUGGAGAGCUGGCUGGACGUGGUGGAUUGGUGAGAGUACGGUCUGGAGCCUUUGACAUCACCAUCAUUGCUGCAUAUUUCCCGCCACAGAGCAACAUGACGGCCGACCAUUGGAGGCAAUGCUGUCGCAAGCUAGCUGGAUGGUUGCACAAGUCGGUGCAGGAGGCCAAGCAACGGUCGCUCGUCAUUGUCGGCACGGACUGCAACUGCGGGUUCGGCCUCAGACGCACUGGUCACGGCAUCGCGACGACGACGGUGGACCAUCAGCACAUCGGCCAGCACGGCAACCACUUCGAGAAUGAGGUCUCCCUGGAGCUGUGGAGGCUCCUGGAGAUGGAGAACAUGGCCGCGGUGGACACGUUCUACCCAGUCGGCCCCUCGUACUUCGGCACGGAGUCGCAGAGCUCGCCUGAUCACAUCUUUGUCCCGUCCGAGGCGGUCGCGUCUACUGUACGGUGCUGCGCGUUGCGCAAUGCCAUGCGGGACCUCCAGGCGAUGCCAGACUGUCGCCCGAGAGAUCAUGCACCUAUACUGUGGCAGGUACGGUGCACCUUGCAGGCGCCACCUCCACCCAAGGGUGGACCUGUGUGGGACAAGGACCUAGUCGUUCGCCUCCUCAGACACGAUGGCUUUGGUGCUGAGAUCCUGGGGGAGCUCGAACGUCGGUCGGCCUCGCACUUGAGGGAGUGGGAGCGGGACACGACUCGCGCUGAUCCCAGUCACUCGUGGGAGAAGCUGGUGGAAGACGUGCGGGCUGCUGCACUUCCCGAGCUGAUGAGGACGGCGAAGCAAGGCCCGCUGGCACCACACCUCGCCGCGCGGACUGAGGCCCUCCUGCAGCGCAGGCUGGCCAGAAGGGGCUGCUUCACAGAGGAGCAGCGUCUACAGCUUCGGACCAUCGAGAAGGACGUCAGGCUGCUCAAAAAGCGGCUAGACCUCGAGCACGUGGAGGAACUACUGACGGAGGCUGAGACCCACAGGUGCGCGGCCGACUACCAUGGAGUAUGGAAGCUCAUCUAUGCUAUCGGGGCUCGCUGCCGUGGACCCCGACAGAGGUAUUUCAACGCCCCUGACCAGUACCGACCUUCACUGGAUGAGUGGACGACCACAAUGUGCUCGAACGCUCGGGAGGGCGGCUUCAGCGCAACAGUGAUCGAGGACCCGAUGCAGCCCACUCGGGAGGCCAUGGAGGAGUUAGAGGAGGAGGGAUUGGACUACUUCCCUGGGGCUGCACCGGCGUCGCUCGCGUACGAUGACUGGUUUCGCACUCUGAGGCAACUGCGGAGUGCUGCCCGCAGGCAUGAGGAGGCGGUGAUGGAGAUCAGGGCGGGGGAGCAGGUCGGGUACUUCCAACCGAAGCAUGGGACAGGGAUGGGGGACGGCAAUGCCUGCGAGCUCUUUGUGCGCAGUUUCUUGAGGCCUGUCGAAGCCUGGCGAGAUGAGCUGGGCGCCGACAAGGCCACAGUCUUCUGCAGUAAGUUGAACGCCCAGGUUCCGCUCCACAGAGCUUCGUGUGUCAUGACGUGCAGUCUGACUAAUGAGAUGCAUGACGUGUCGGUUCGAGACUACGCCGACGACAUUCACCAAACGAUCCCGCUCGCCACCUCGAAUCCUCUCGAGGCCAGGUCCAGGGUCCUGAAGUCCAACGCCAUUCUCGAUCGGGAGUUGUCCAACGGAGGAGGGUUCGCCCAGAACCCUGAUAAGGAGAACUGCAUGCCCGUCAUGGUGGGCCCUGGUGCCCACACUGCGUCCCGUGCCCUCCUGUCCCUGACGGUUCCGCUUCCUGGGGUCACGUCGUCGGAGGGCCUGUACUUGGGAGGGAUGGAACAGCUGACGGCGGGGUGUGGAGCUGAGAUAAAGAGGAGGGUGGAGGCUACGAGGGCGGCGUGGAGGAGGCUCGGCAGGUUCUGGGACAUCACUCGCUCGAUUCGCCUCAAACGUCUGGCCUUCAAGGGAACGAUCCUGGCGGCGGCCUACUCGGGCCUCGAAUCGUACCUCCCCUCCAAGCUCGACCUCAGGAAACUCGGUUCCGUCGUGCAGGGCCUCGCUCGGGUUGUGCUCCGUGAUCGUCGUCCUGAAUUUGAGCAAGGCGCCCCUCCUGGUACCUGCCCGAAAUAUCGAUCUCUCUCGGAGGCCCAGGUGUUGAGGCAACUCAGGAUCACAGACUCAAGAGCGGAGCUUCUUGUGCGCCGCCUCAGACAGUGGCAACGCUACGCUCGUUAUCCCGAAGACAGUGCGCAGCCGCUCACCGUGCUUUUUGGCAGUCUCGACGGCCUCGGAGAAGAGCCGACCUUCAGAGAGGACGGCCGAGUUGCUAGCACCGCCAACCCGUGGGCCCUCCAAUUGGAGCGAGAUGUACAGGCGCUACGGUACCUUCGCGGAGGUAAGGAGUUCGUGGAAAAGUAUUCUGUUCGUGAUAUAUUUACGAGGUUCCAGAGCUCCGUGGACCCCCUCGUGGUGCCCAAGGUCCCAGUGUUGGCGCCCCAGAGGAUCCUGAUGAGUUUGUUUGCGAACUACCUGGAGAUGGGGAGGAUGGGAGGUCCCGCAGCGGAGACCGAGGCAGAGGCGCACGGCGAGGGCGUGGCCAACGCGCUGAGCCAGCUCUUCCAGAACGCCGACCUGACGUACGGGCUGCAGCGAGGCGACGUGAUGGGCCUGGGCGACGAGGCGUUCCCAGUCGAGCUGAUCCAGGCCAUCUUCCCCGUGAUGGUGCGCGCGACGCUGAAGAACAUACAGGGUCUCUCGGCCCUGGAAGCAGCCAUCUACCACAUCAUUCACUUGGAUCGGGAUCACGACGUCUGCAAGGCCAUGAGGAUCACAGCCAAGUUCUACGUAGACGAGGCCAAUCGCAUCCGCCGCGAGCACGCUCAAGAGAUCCGAGACCAGCAGCCAGUGGAGGACUUGGAGAAGCUGGGCGUGCCGCACCCCCACCUGUGGUUGGCGCUAGUGGGCGGAGUGGUGCAGCAGGGAGAACGCGUAGGAGCCGCCAAUCAUCUCGCCCUGAAGCAGUACCUCGACACCAUCAAAGCAGAUGGAACCAUCACGAACGACAGCCUGUGCAUGCAGAUCCGACACUGCAAGAUAUCGUAUACGCACGAUCGCAAGCUGAUGAAGAUACAUCUCGAGGCGCAGGGAUCAGGCGUGCAGACACAGUUGCUCGACUCCUUGAAGCAGCUCGGGGGAAAGCUAAUGAAGGGCACGCCACCUCGCACGCACCACGAGCGCUUGAUGCAGCUUUUCCUGGACAACGCAGAGACGAUCUAG
Molecule: messenger RNA, 3474 nt
Organism: Prorocentrum cordatum
Lineage: Eukaryota; Dinophyceae; Prorocentrales; Prorocentraceae
Source: the annotation of a GenBank genome assembly